Molecule: messenger RNA, 303 nt
Organism: Linum tenue
Lineage: Eukaryota; Viridiplantae; Streptophyta; Magnoliopsida; Malpighiales; Linaceae
Source: the annotation of a GenBank genome assembly
AUGGAGGACGUAGGGUGCUCUGAUGGAGCUGCGCGAAUCAACAGUGGGCGGACUAGGGCGUUGGGAUUCUGGGACGGUGGAGAUGAAGGAGAGCAAAUCACUACAGCCGAAGAAUUUGGCGAGGAACAAGGUGGGGAUGGGUUUUUUUUGGGUUCUGAAUUCCGAUUUCCGAUCGAAAAGGAAAGAUGGCGAGGGGAUAAGGUGGGGAUGGGUGGCCGAAUUUUUAUUUAUUUAUUUUUUGUUAUUAUUCAAUUUAAUAAAGGAAAUAAAAAGAAAACUGAAAUUAUAAUUUUUUUGUGCUGA